Neogale vison (American mink) is the source of this 2502-nucleotide messenger RNA. RefSeq names its product transmembrane protein 130 (gene TMEM130). The record is from RefSeq and is a predicted model, not a curated record. Lineage: Eukaryota; Metazoa; Chordata; Mammalia; Carnivora; Mustelidae. Bases 1 to 1308 code for a protein of 435 amino acids. The transcript is spliced from 8 exons.
AUGGCCCCGGCCUUCCGGCCGAUCCUCAGCCGCGUCCUUUGGCUCGCCUGCCUCCUGCCCUUGGCCCCGGCUAGGGUGGCCGCAGGGCUGUAUGAACUGCACCUCACCACCGAUGGCCCGGCCACCACGGGGGCAGAGGUGACGAUCACAGCUAGCCUGGUGGCCAGCGACAAUGGCAGCCUGGUCCUGCCCACCAACACCCGCCUCUACCACUUCCACUGGAUCCAUACCCCGCUGCUGCUCACAGGGAAGACCGAUGAGGCUUUCAGCUCCACCAUCCGUGCCGUGGGGACUGUGCCCGGGGACUUCCCUGUCUCCGUCUGGGUCACCGCUGCCAACUGCUGGACAUGCCCGCCUGUGGCCAGGAGCCUCCUUGUCCUCCCCAUCACAGAGCUCCUUGUGGGGAACCUCGUUGUCACCCAGAACACCUCCCUGCCCUGGCCCAGCUCUUACCUCACCAAGACAGUCCUUAAAGUUUCCUUCCUUCUCCAUGACCCGAGCAACUUCUUCAAGACGGCCUCAUUUCUCUACAACUGGGACUUCGGAGACGGCACCCAGAUGGUGACGAAAGACGCUAUGGUCUAUUACAACUAUUCCAUCAUCGGAACCUUCACUGUGAAGCUCAAGGUGGUGGCUGAGUGGGAACAGGCAACGCAGAAUGCCGGGAAGGGCAUCAUGCAGAAGACAGGCGACUUCUCUGCCUCGCUAAAGCUGCAGGAAACCCUUCGAGGCAUCCAGGUCUUGGGGCCCACCCUCAUCCAGACCUUCCAAAAGAUGACAGUGACCUUGAACUUCCUGGGGAGCCCCCCUCUGACCGUGUGCUGGCGUCUCAAGCCUGAGUGCCUGCCGCUGGAGGAAGGGGAAUGCCACCCUGUGUCGGUGGCCAGCACGGCCUACAACUUGACCCACACCUUCAGGGACCCCGGAGACUACUGCUUCAGCAUCCGGGCUGAGAACGUCAUCAGCAAGACACACCAGUACCACAGGAUCCAGGUGUGGCCCUCCAGCAUCCAGCCGGCUGUCUUUGCCUUCCCGUGCGCCACGCUGAUCACCAUGAUGCUUGCCUUCAUCAUGUACAUGACCCUACGGAAUGCCGCUCACCAGAAGGACAUGGUAGAGGUGGCUGAUUUUGACUUUUCCCCCAUGUCUGACAAGAACCCGGAGCCUCCCGCUGGGGUCCGCUGCUGCUGCCAGAUGUGCUGCGGGCCCUUCUUGCUGGAGACUCCCUCGGAGUACCUGGAAGUUGUCCGCGAGAACCACGGGCUGCUGCCGCCCCUCUACAAAUCCGUCAAAACGUACACCGUGUGAGCGCCCCCCGGGUCCCAUCGCGGCUUUAACUACCGCCAGCGGGGCUCUGCAGACAGGGCGGUGCGCGCCGCUGAGCAGGCGGGGCUCCGGGUGUGGGGCUGUCCUCCCUGCUGGCCAUCCAUCUGUGUCUCCAGCUGCCACCAUGAGACUCCCGCAGCCCCACCCCCUGCCAUCCAUCCAUCUGUACAGUCCGGCCUCUGCUGUGAGCCCCUCUCCUUCCGCCCUUCCCAACCCCUUGCCUUUGAAGAGCCCCAGGUGGGGCCCCGACGUGCAGGGGGGUCCCUCCCCUCUCCCAAGGGUGCUUGGCUGUCCCUCACCCAUUCCUCCCCCCGCGUUGGCCCUUCUGCUGUCCGUCUGGGGUCUGAGCUUCCUCCCCAGGGUGGCCCUGCCCAGGUCAGAGAACUGGAAGGAAGGUCACCAAGGGUUGAGGCUACAACACAAAAAGGUUAUACAGACAGAAACAAGCGCAUGCGUGCGCACACUCACACACACACAGAUACACACGUCACACAUGUCACAGAGGCAUCUCCAACGGGGUCCUCUGUAUCAGUGAGGUUGGUUGCUAUGUCCUGAAUUAGGACCAAAAUGACAUCGGACUUUCUGCACUUGGCCACGCGCCGCUACUGGGCCCGGCCCUUCCCUUUGUGCACUGGUCCCGGUGGCUCCUGGGGCCCACUCUUAGGACACUCCGUUUCCUGCCUGUUUGCUGGGGGUGGGGUGGGGGCUAACGCUUUGUGAGUGCGGAGGGCUUUAUAAACAGCACCUUCUGUUCCUGAGUCUGUUAACUUCCAUGGAGGGAAAAGAGAAGCCAGCCAGCGGGGUCAUGGGUUCACUGUGGGGGAUGGGGUCCUUGGCCCUCUGCAUGGCCUGGGGGAGGAGGAGGAGGCAGGUCUGGAGGGAUCCCUUGGGGGAGCCUAGAGCUGGGGGAGACAGCGGAUCCAGGUGCCUGCGAGAGAGACCACAGUGAGCCCCCCACCCCCGCCUGGCACAGCUACGCAGGAGCCUGGGGAGCCAAGUUAGGGGCCUGUUGGGACGGAAGGGGGCAGGGCCGUGGGGGCGAAGCUCUGUUGCCGUAAUCUUUGCUCUCGGACUUUGUGCAGACAAGAGCAUUCCCGCUGUCGUGCCGCUCAUUCUCAUGAAACACUGCCAUUAGUGCUGAAUAAAGCUUGUGUGCUCUCAGAAUAGCCGAGCAGA